AUGGACAACGAUUUCUUAAAAAAGCCCUACGCGGAGAAGCCCAUAGUGCUAUCACCGCCGCCAGUCAACGGCUCAACUCAGGGUUCCUAUCAGAGUCAGCUUGCCAACAACACGAUGUCGGGACUUCCGAUUAAUUACCAUUCACAGAGAAACCAGAGUGUUGGAUACAAUUUGCAACAGGAGUUUGAGGCAUUAAAGGCCGAUUUGGACUUGGACUUGAGUCUUGCGAACGACAUCCUGGCCUCUUCUUACAAGUUGGGAUACAGCGGUGAUGAUGACGAGGCACAGUCCAUUCUGCUUAGGCCCGAUCAUCCUUCGGGAGGCUCUGGCUCGGCGCCGGACGUCAACCUUUCGAACCCCAUGACUGGACCCAACUCGGCCGUCGACCAUGCUUCUGUUGGAGCUGGCACUGGUGCCAGCCACAACCAUGGUUUGCUGCAGCGUCCGGGGCUUUUGUCUGGAACUGCCUACUCUAUGAAUCUGUCGAUGCUGGAGAACUUGGUGCGCGAGGGCUUGCCUCUUGGAAAACUGACGAGCAGUUUCUUGCCUCAGCUUCAGGCUCCUGCCAGGCCUCAGUCUGUUAACGAUUUCUCGCACUCUUUAGGAAAUCUGCACAAUGGACAGUUGCAUCUUAAUCAGAAAGGCUUCAUUGCCGACAUGAUGCUGGCAACCAGUUGGAUCGAAAGCCUUUCUACGCAUGACAUGGUUACUGUCAUGGACUACUGGUGUAAUAAUUUGCCCUACGAUGUUCUUCUUACCAUGAAGUGUAAGUUGGAGAAUCAUUUAGGAAACCAGAUGGGUCACGGGUUGCCACAUGUAUUUGGAAUCACGAACCAAUUCUCUCAGGACUACAGUACACCUGACUAUAGUGCGGAAGCCCGCUUGGCCUCGUCUGACCUUGGCCAAAACGUCUCAACCCUCAGCUCUGCAUCUGUUGACGGUAAUGGUAUCUCUUCUGCUGGUGGUUUACUUCAGCCAAAGCCCAAGGCAAAUGGCAACUUCAGAAGCCAUUUGUUCUCUGAUCCUAAGGUUCAGAGACCAAAGUCAGCUGAUCCAACCGUCAAUGGACGAUUGGCACAAGUCAAUGGUCCUUCUUCGGCUGGACACAAUGGAUACCCUAACCAAGCGUUCCCCUCCCCAUCUCUUAGAAAUCAACCACUGGGCCAGCUUGCCGUUGAUCGCGCACGCUCGCCCACAACGCAUCUUUGUGAAAAGACAAGCUUUUUGCAAUUGGCUGCGGGCCAGUCGCCACACUCGUUUGGGCCAUCCUCUGAGGACAGUUUGGACUUAUCUGCCGCGCUGAAGCUCGGCGCUUUGGCAACCAUUAACUCUCGAGUCGUUUUAGACUCAGGUCGUAAAAAUUAUGCUCAAGCUUCUGCUGGUCAACGUGGAGGUGUGAGCGCCACUGCAUCAUUCGAAGAGUCGCUCAAUCGUCAAGCACACUCUUCGUCAGUCCCUGUUGGAGCUCAAAAAUAUUCCACCGUGGCAAUGUCUGGAAGAAAAAAGGAAGGAGACUCUCCUGGAAAAAAAAUGGGAGGUGGUGUAUUAGGUGAUAGUUACUCCGGCGCCUCGAGCCCCCAAGCAACCAAUGCCUCUCUGGCUGCUGCAUUAGCUGCUCUGGCCGGAACUUCUAUGCCAAAUGAGAUAGCCAGCUUCGAGUUGUUGAACAACAUCCCAGCUUGGUUGAAGUUGCUUCGUUUGCACAAGUACACCGAUUGCCUCAAGGACAUCUAUUGGAAGGAUUUGGUCAGUCUUCUGGACCAACAGCUUGAGGAUCGUGGCGUGCGUGCUUUGGGUGCACGUCGCAAACUUUUGAAGGCGUUUGAAGCUGUCAGGCAAGCUAGGAUGUAG
Australozyma saopauloensis is the source of this 1851-nucleotide messenger RNA. RefSeq lists its product as uncharacterized. Gene Ontology annotation, cellular component: P-body. Gene Ontology annotation, molecular function: mRNA binding; protein binding. The transcript has a single exon. The coding region runs from base 1 to 1851 and encodes 616 amino acids. Lineage: Eukaryota; Fungi; Ascomycota; Pichiomycetes; Serinales; Metschnikowiaceae. The record is from RefSeq and is a predicted model, not a curated record. Gene Ontology annotation, biological process: nuclear-transcribed mRNA poly(A) tail shortening; regulation of mRNA stability.